Molecule: messenger RNA, 10112 nt
Organism: Pomacea canaliculata
Lineage: Eukaryota; Metazoa; Mollusca; Gastropoda; Architaenioglossa; Ampullariidae
Product: LIM domain only protein 7-like
Exons: 24
Coding region: 799-6300 (1833 amino acids)
Biological process (GO): regulation of signaling; regulation of cell adhesion
Molecular function (GO): protein binding
Source: RefSeq, a predicted model, not a curated record
GGGAGUCGCGGCGUCCAGCGGCAGGAUGACCCUUUGACGACGCACUCAGAAGUCACGUGACCACAAAGUGGAAGUCGGGCGCGUGAAGCACACGUCGAGGGUUUGUUUACACACGGACAUGUAUACAAGUUUGUGGUUUACAUACGGAGAACAACUCGAUUCCCCUCUUGCCUGAGCCCGGGGAUGUCGUUGGUGCAGUUUAGCGAAGAAAGCUAUUGUCACAACACAGUUGUCGCGCUUUAAAGACGUCGCCAGUCACCGGAGAGCGAAAUUCCGCGCCUGAGAUAGUGCGAGCUUUUUUUUUGUGAACACUCUCUGCUCAGGUGGUUCACUACAAUCAAGGGACAGCCCCGCGCCUCUCUGCGUCUGGAUGGAAAGGGACCCUUCUGGCGUGCCGUGACGGGAGAUGUUAUUUCAGGACCUCGGGGUUGGAGCUCGGUUGUAAGCAGGUGGAGCCUCUCGGGGGACAAGCAGAAGGACAGAGAAAGUUGCCGGUUUGUGGCAGACGAUACAUAAGAUUCAUCAUCGAGGAGUGGACAGGGUCACAUUCUUUCUAGCCGCACCAUGGGUCUUCGUAAAAACCAGACUUUGUUGUGCCAGUGAUGGUUAAUAUUUAGCAUAAGAACGGUAUAACUCAAGACUCCAUCCCCUUUUUUGUUUAUCGACAUGACCAGUCGAGAUACGAAGUUUCUUGGUAUCUGAUGUCGUCUGCUUCGUCUUGAGUUCAGUAGGGUGUUUGUAGUAGUGUGGUUGUGUAUUGCUGAAGUGUUUAUGUGAAGAUCGUCAACAAGUCAGACGAUGGCAGCAGACGACUCAAGCGAGGAGUUUCAUUUCCAUGCAAAAUUCCGAGAGGAGGAAGAAAUGGAAUUUUACACAGAAUUGGCUCUACACGAAACGGAGCGCUGGAUUACGGCGGUUACAAAGAAGCAUUUUGCUCACCCAGAUGACCCAAGAAGGUCAUUGGAAAACGGCAUCCUAUUAUGCGAGUUGCUGAAUUGUUUGAAGCCAGGAGCUGUGAAGAGAAUCAACAAGCUACCCACCCCGAUAGCAGGACUGGACAAUCUCCAUGUCUUUUUGAAGGCUUGCAAUGAGCACUUCGGAUUAAACAACACUCAGCUGUUUGACCUCACAGACCUCGAGGACUUGUCACACCGCGCCAUUGCAGAGUCUGACCACCUUAAGGAGGAGCAAGACAAACGACUGCGGAACGUUGCAGUGACAAUCUACUGGUUGGGUAGAGCUUCGAGUCAACAGUACUCCGGGCCCAAACUUGAUCAGAGUGCCUUCGCGGCCCUCGUACACCGCGGCAGCAGCUUCCUGACUGACAGGCAGGUCUUGCGAGGGUCUUCAUGUGCUAGGGAAUCUAAUGGGCACUUCAGUGCAAGUGCUUCUAUGAGAGACACCGUCGACCCGAGGGCGAAGCACGUUCGCGACAGUUCGUACGAUUCGAACAACUCCUAUGGUAAAGCCUCGGAGGACAGCUUAGAGGGACUGGUGUUCGAUACCGAUAUCAACGGGAUGCCUAUCUCCAGGUACGAUAGUGCUUCUGCACUCAAUCGCUCAGGAGAAGGCAGCAGUCGGCGUUCUGGAGUAAGUACCUCCAUGUACGGGUACGACAAAGGCAGUGCCAUGUACCGCAGCAGCCCGGACCUGUCCUCCAGCAUGUCAAACCGGAGGUCGUCCUCUGUCGACAGCGCGGACGGCUCCAUGUACGGCAGCCAUUCUCGGCAGUCGUCAGACAGCACGGAAUCCCACCCCAGCCGCCGCUUGAGCACGCAUACGUCCAGCCGCAGGACCAGCACCUCGGCAUCCACAGACCCACUGCAGUUUGUCAAGUGUAAAGGCGCCACAGUAUUGGCCAUCACGGCCGAGCAACAAAUGCGCCUUGCAGCAGAGACCAAGAAAAGUGUAGUCGUUCCUCUCAAAGAAGAGGAUACAAGCGACUGGCAGUCGAACUUGGCCAGCUGGAAGAAUAGGAGAAAAAGUCAAUCAGAGAAGUCAUAUGGGCUGAAGGAAGCACUGGAGCAAAUGGAAAGAGAAAAAGAAGAAACAAACAAUGGUCAAAAGUCAACAGUUGGCACCAAAACUUAUUCACAAAUGAAGGAAGAAAGAGAAAGGAGAAAAUCAGCUGGAAGCAAGCGUUUCUACCCUAUCGAGGAUGAUGAUGAAGAGGAUGAUAUUUUUGAACCCAUUGUUGCUGAAAAAGAAGAAAACAGCUACAUGCAGAAGACUAAUGAACAUUCAGAAGCAUCUUGGGAGAGUGGCAGCAAGCAGGCAAGCCAGGUGUCUGGUAUGGCAAACUGGACAGAAGACUCAGACAGUGGUGAAGAUGACAAGAAGACUAAACAGAGUGGAGACAGGAACAAUAACAGAUAUGAGUCCUCUACAAGAGCCAGUGAUUCCAGAUUCAGUGGAGUAAGCAAUGAGUCAGCACCUUCCAGAUCUGAUGUAUCAUCAAGGUUGCAUCACUCUGGAUUAUCAGGCCAAAGUGCAACUUACUCAAACAACAGUGAGACAGUAAAGCGACGUGGUGGGAGUGGGGAGAGUGUGGCAAAAGAAAAUGACAGGAACAGUGCCAACGCAUCUCUGACCAAAUCCAUGGGCAGGCUCAGCAAUCUGGCAAAGAGCUACGAGCAGAUGGAGGAUACAGCAAAACCAAAGAGCAGAGCGCAGCACAGUGUGGAUGUUAAUACCAAAUCAUUCCAAAAAAGUGUUGAUCAGGAUGGUUCCAAAAGUGUGGAUUCGUAUCAGUUUUCAAGGAGUGCUGAUGAUAAUCGAAUGUCUUCCUGGAGUACUCCUAAGGACAGGGAGACAAAGCACUCAGCGGGAAAUGUUUAUGCUAGUGGCAGAAAUUCUGGAAAGGACUAUGUUGAAAAGAACAUCAAGAUCAGUCAGAAACCCAACAAUGAAAAGGGAUUUGGAUUUUCCCUGUCAGGUGGAGCUGACAAAAAGCAAGCUGUUGUGGUGGAGAAAAUUGUACUUGGUAGUGCAGCAGAUGUUUGUGAGCUUCAGACAAAAGAUGAGGUUGUGUCCAUUAAUGGACAAAGCAUUGCUCAGCUGACCUCGGCUGAACUGGAACAGAAAGUCAAAAAUGCUGUCAGUGUGGGUCAGAUUGAACUUCGAGUGAAAAGAUACCUUGGAUCAAGGGGAGAUGAGAUUGAAGAAGAUGAGUUCUUUUCUAGUGAUGAAGAGGUCAGCAUUCCUGACCAGAACAUUUCAAAAUCAUCUGGUAGACCAGAAAAUUCUUUUGACAGUCUGGAUUCCAGAGAAGACACGGAGAAAUUUGAGGGAACUUCUAUUACAAGUCAGCUGGAAAAGGAGAGGAAAUGGCUUGAAGCACAAAUUGAGAAUGCAGUUCCAAUAUUAACACAGAGUAAAAGAAGAGAGGACCCAGCUCAGACAUCUUCUGACAGUGGUUAUGAUGCACAGACCUUUCCUCAGCAGCCAUAUAAGGGAGACAGUUCUAGCAACCUUGAUGAAACUCCUACUCAAGAAGCAGUCCAGUAUUCUGUGCAGUUAGAACAACAUGCAUUGCCCAAAGAGAAAGAGCAGUCUGACGAUGUGGUAGUUCAGGUGAGACCACGUAUCCGUGAAAGAGGAAGGCUUGAGAAGCAGGGGGGAGCAAUGCCUUCAGAAGAAGUGACAGUAGAGAUGCGAUCAACAAUAACAGCGAACAAGAAAGUUGCAGAUGAUUCACAUUUAAAAGACAGCAAAGACGACCGCUCAUCAAUUGCUUCUUUGGAAGCCAGCAGUGAGAGUACAUCUGUCAAUAGCCACAAGAACCAGGACUCAGAUGGCAGUGGUUCUGGAUUCCAACCACCUGCAGUUCUUCGGAAAUGGCAGCGGCAGAGAGUUCGAGAAGAAUAUAUGUUUGAAUCGGAUGAUUCCCCGCAGAUUUAUAACCAGAUUAAAUUUUCAUCAACUAUGCCGCAGCCGUCAUCAGAACGACAGUUGGUAGAGGAUGGUCAAGUGAGAAAAGAUGACAUGAUUUUAAAUAAAGCUUCAGCCAGUUACAGUGCUGCACUGCAGAGUCAGCCACCUCUUGCAGCCCCAAGGCACACAUUUAAUCUUUCAAGCGAGCGACAAAAAAUGCAGGAGUGGGAACAACGGCAGGAAGAUGAGCGGCAGCCUGUCACAGUCAGUACCAGCCAGAGUGACAAUGCAGUAGAACUACAGUUUCACGUUGACAAGAGGCAGUUUCAGAUGAGUCAGAAUCAGAUGAAACACCAAUAUGAUACAGACUUGCAAAGGCAGCAGAAAAAGAGCGACAAAAGCAAAAAGAGAUAUCUUUUGGAGCAGCAGCUACUAGACCCAGAAAUAGAGAAGAUGCGGAAGUUGGAGGAGAGGCGUGCUCAGCGCAGAGCUCGGCUCAUGGACGUUGCAGAUACAUCACUUGCCUCACCUCCACGCCCUGUUGAAAACAUAUUGGAGCCUAGUUACCAGGUGCAAGAGCAACACAGUGCACCACAAAGUCACAUGAGUACAGUGUCCAUGCAGCUUCCAGGCAGAAACAUUGGACAGAAGCCUGGAAUUCUGAUUAUUGAUCCUCGCAACUGUGGGGAAGAUACAAGUCCUCCUUUAGAAGCAGGGCUGCCUGGUCAGCCAUAUCAGAUCCAGCUGAAAAUCAACCAGAUGGACACUCCACAUGGUUUACUUGUUUCUACACAGCCCAUUGUGCUCGCACCUACUGAUCCAAAAGCAUUUUUGGAAGCAGAACGUGAGCGCAUCCGGCAAGAAGAGCUGCAGAAGAUUGAGGAAGAGCGUCGUCGUCGCGAAGAUGAAGACAGCAAACGCCUGCGCAGCAAAGAAGAAGAACUGCGAAGGCAGGAGGAAAUGUUAAAACAGCAGCAGGAACGACUUAAACAAGAACAAGAACGUCUUGAAAGAGAGCGGCGACAGCUGCAACAACAGCAGAUAAAACCAGCCACGUUUGUGCAGGAACCCAAUGUUUUGCCCACCUCAUCACUAGCUGUGCAUGCAGAGCCACCUUUGAAGUUUGAGACGGUCUCAAGCAGAAGUAGGGGGGAAUCACCUACAUAUACAUCUUCAGUCAAGCCAGGGACUCGACGGUUGGAGGGUCAGCCUCAAGGUUUUAGUGCCUCUUCAUCUUUAGACAAAGGUAGGGAGAGCAGUGGAACAUACCAUACCCAAAAGUCAGACUCACUUCAAAACUCAAAAUCUAUUAGUGUUUCUACUUCUCCAGCAAGGCGAAGUGAUCAUCAGCCUGCCACAGCCAGUCAGUCCAGUCUUCCUCGAUGGCCACCAUCAAGUCAAAAUGCUGAGAGAAAAUCGAGCCCAUUGCCACGGGAUUCCACUAGUCAGCAGCUGUCAAGGGAAGACAUGGUGGCCAUGAACAGAAAAGCCACUCCUCUGCAGACCAAACCUCUAUCACCCACAGAUAGCGUAUCCAGUGACAAGCUAUCCACAGCCAAACCUGUGAGGAGGGAGGCUCCAAGCAAAGGACAAAUUCAUUCACUUAACUCUGUCCCACGUGCCAAGUUUCGCAGUUCCAAUGAGUGGAUUGGUAGUUCAAAAGAGGAAGAGGACAAUCCACCGGCUCUUUUGGACUACAGCAGUGGUGGAGAUCGGGGACAGCAGCCCACUGCAUCAUCACAUCAGUCAGAAAUGUACAGAAAACAGUUUGCCAGUCCUCAAGACCACUGGCUGGUGCAGGAAGCCGAGCGACGGCGUAUCCAUGAAACGUCGGAGAGGCAAGGAGCAAGUAGAUCCCAGCAUUCAGGCCCCAUCAAACCUGCAAUGGACAGGCUUGAUAAUCGGUGGAGAGAUGAAAGUCUGGACCAGCCAGCCUCAUCCAGCAUGCCUGCUCAAAUCAGACAAACAUUGUUACAAAAAACAGCUGGUGCUCGAGGCUCAAACAGUAACAACUACCCACAGGAUCCCAACUUUGUUUCCCAAAGCCACCAUCAACCAGCUUACACUUUGCCAAACUCUAUGUCACAGACUCUGCCUGCUAAUUUUGGCUACAGCUCUGGGCCACGCUCAGAGAUGGUGCCACCUGCCCACAGACCACCUUCUCCAGAGUCAUAUAGAGACAAUGGCAAUGAGAUCAGUGGAAAACAAAGGUGUUCCCACUGCACCCAAGAGCUAGGAUUUGGAGCAGCAAUGGUGAUAGAAUCUCUUGGUCUCUAUUACCACGUUCAGUGUUUCCGAUGCUACGUGUGCCACACGCCAUUAGGCAGUGGAAAUCAAGGGGCAGACGUGCGAGUUCGUGUGAACAAACUGCACUGCCCCAACUGCUACAGCAAUGAUGAAGCUGGACUUAAAUUCAGCAAGGUGUGAGAUUUCCAUGACUUUUGCCCUUCUACUCACUUCCUGCUCAUUCCAAGUGCAUUAAACUGUGGUUUCAGGCUAUGUGUUUCUACUGGAGUGAAAAACAAAAAAGAACAAGCCCAGAAAAAGUGCUGUAGGAUCCAAGAUCACAUCUGGGCAAUACAUGUGAACAUGACAUCAAGAAAUAGAGGCUGUACAAUAUUUUUUCAAGUGUGCAGUGCAGACUGUAUUGUGUGUAUAGAAUGCCUGCACUUAAGCUGGAGUUUGUAGUCAAAAUUCAUAUUUGCUGAAAAAGCUUGCAAUCGACAUUGUGAGAAGGAUACAACAUGUAAAACCUCCGAAGCCAAUUUUAAAAAAUUUUUAGCUCCUACAUUGGAAAGGAAGGUCAUUAUGUCCUCCAUUCAUAAAUAGAAAUCAUUGGAUACUACUAAGCUAGACUGGUUCCAGUCUUCCUAUGAGCCUUGGUUUCCAUAGAAUUCUGGAUCUGAGAGAAAAUCGGAGUACUUUCCAGAAAAAUCUUUUAUUCCUGUCAAGAAAUAUCCUAUCUGAAACACAAUCCAAAGUGCUGCAACAUUUUAAAAAAAUUAUAAUACGUUAUAAAAAGGUUCAGACAUUAUCAGAAUACAUGGGAGAGCAAUGUUUUAAAUGUUUUUAAAUCAUGAUGUACAGAGUUUCAUAUUGUGAGGAAGCAUUUUUUUUUCAGAAAAGGAGAAUGGACAAAAGACAUCUGAAAGCAGAAUAUACUACUGAGCUUUUUUAGCAUUAUCAAGCAGCAUUGAAGAAUACCUGUCCCUUAGUUCAGUUAGUGUAUUCAUUGUUACUCCUCAAGGAGCAUAGGGCCACAACAGUACCUGUUCCUUAAUCUUCACAAAUCUUCUUACAUGACUUGGGAACAUAGGUGUACACCACUUUUUACUUGUUUUAAGGUAGCAUUCCAGUUUCAAUAUAGUUAUCAAACCCCUGGACCAAUCAUUAUUUGCUCCUGGUUUGCUUUUUAUAACUCUUCCAUUUUGUUGUCAAUAGUCUUUGUAUCUCAGAAAUAACACACUGAGAAAGCUUAAAAGUUGCAAGAUGUGCAAAGUAUGGUGAUGGUGAAGCAAAUGAAUUACAUGUGUUCAUAUUUCUGGACCUGUUUUUGAGAAAGAUCUGUACACCAAAUCUAUGGUUCUUUUUUAACAACUUUGAUCCUGGCUGCAUACAUCAUCUUUAUGUAUUGCACAGAUAACUGGAUUAAAAGUGAAAUCAUAUGUGCAUUUAGUUAGUGUUUUAAUCAUUUCGUGUUCAGAUAUUGGAAAUUUGUGAUGUUCUCUGCCAUUUUAGCCGCCUAUGAGCAUGGUGACAUUUGGUUGGUGAGAACUAUUACAGCUGCACUUCAUGUAUGGUUUUUAAAGGUGCAAAACAUUUUAAUAAUAGUGGCGGUCUCUCCAUACCAUUUGUUUGGAAGUGAAUGAAAAUAUCUAUUUCCCAUGUUGGACCAUAAAGUGAAUUAUUCCAUGCUAACAUGAAGAGAAAUUCAAGCUCAUAUCAAGAGGUGUGUAUGAAGUGCAGGUGCAUGCCUGACACAUUCAUUGGAUUACAGACGGUGAAGUCACAUAUGGAUGCACGUGUAUAGUGGAUGUAAGUGCUGUUGUUUUGUAUGUAUGCGACUUCUGAACAAAUAUAUGACAGUGAGGGAGAAAGAUAAAAAUUGCUACCCUUUUACAAUAAUUAUUUUGCCAACUGACACAGCAUUGCAGCAGUGUAAGUUGUCAAGCUUGAAGGCUCUAUCAGAUUGAGAAAUCAGGGCUUUGGAGGGUGACAGUUGGAACUAAAAAGAAAGAUUCCAAGUCUGUAGAUGCAAUAACCACACGAACAACUCGCCAUUUAGAUUUUCAAUUUAUGUCGUUCAUGUUAUCAAAUGCUGUCCAUCUUGCUUCAUUUGGCUAGUGCACAGAAAAUUUUUGGUGAUUACCUUUCCUAUAAAAUAUUUGCCAAUAAAUCUUUCAUCCAUUGUCUAAUUUCCCUAAAAACUGUUUUAAGGUUGCCUAUCAUGAUCAGAAGUAGCUUUAGUUAUUCUUCGUGCAAAUAAUCUUUUAGGAUGCAAAAUCAAUGUCAGCCUGCUGGCAAAAUUUUCAAGGGAGAGAUGGAACAGGAAUAUUUUGGAGAUGGGAUGCAAUUUACAUUGUAUAUUUAAUGUUACAUGUUCUAUUAUCCAUACUUACCUCUGCCAUAUUUUAAAAUUUAUAUACUCCCUGCCCAUAGUAGUGCCUUUCGAUGUGGAUGCAGUCCAGACCCCUGCUCUAUGUGUUUAACCAUGUAUUCUCUCAUAAAAUACAUCAGCCGCUUAUAGCAAGUUUCAAGAAUGUGAAACCAGGAAACAUUGUUUACAACAGGAGUUUUCAGCUGAAGGAAGAGGCAUUGGGCUCACAAGCAUCACAAAAAGAAAAUUUGACAUGAUAAUGUGACUCUGUGAAGCACACAAUUUGUACAAGCAGACAGAACUACAGGAAACCGCAAGAAUGAGCUUAACCAUUUGAAGUGAUGCUGACUUUCAAGUUCACAGCAGACUUGGUUUCUAAAUCAUCUAUUGCUCCUUCUGUCAUUUUACUUUGUGCAUAAGCAGUAGUCAAUUUAAACAUGUACAGGUUAACAUAGUUUUGUUUCUUUACAUAAAUUUAUGCAGUGCCAUGGCUAAACAGUCCUCUUUCACAAAUGGUUGUGUUUUGUACCUAGCUAAAGUGAUUUGAUUCCAGUUCGUUGCCAUUUUGAAAUCAUGCAGUUUGCUGUAAAUGAAUAAAUGCUUAUUUUGUCUAAAACGAGGAGUAUGUACAGUUUAUUAGUGCUGACUGCUUGUUUUCUUUAGUUUCUGUAGAAAGCUGGGUACUCAAUGCUUGAUGGAAUUUGUUACUAUUUCAUAUUGGUGCAUCAGGCCUGUCAAACCAUUAGACAUUAAAUAUGCUAGACUGUUGUAACAAUCUGGACAAUAUUGGUGAACCUCUUUAGUGUUUCACUCCCCUACCCAACACUCACCCUUUCCCUUAAAUCUCCAAUAUUGUCUGCAGUCUUUUACUUCGAAAGUUGUCUUAUAGGUUAUAGCCUACUGGAAGAAUCUUAAAAAUUGAGCAGAACAGAAAGGAUCUUGAAUAGAAAGGCUGCAAAGUGCCCAUACAAAAAACAAAGCAAAUGAACUUGAAAUUUGUUUUUCGUUCAAAGCUAGAUUAAUGAUAUUAAGUGCUUGUACACUAUGUAGUUGGAUUUUGCUAGUCCAGACUGUGUACACGUAGAAAGCUUCAUUAAUAGUAUUCUAUUUUAUAAAAUGGCCCGAUUUAGGCGGGGCAGUCCCGCCUUUGACCUCGUGUCUCGCCUGUUCGUAAAAUGUUCCGCUUUCAUCUAAAAAGUCGAUCAGUGUCCAGCUUGUAUUUAAAAAUCUAAUUAUCAUACAUUGACUCGCAUUUGUGCCUUUGAUUUUGGCAUUUGCCUAUCGCUGUUUCAUUAACAAUUUUAUAUUUGUCUCCUAGUUAACUACCUUUCAGAGCAAAUUAUCCCCACCCUUCCUUUGCGCUUUUCACUUUUUUGGGGGUACUCUUUGUCGGUGACUUCCGAAACGUCUGGUCACCUUAUAUUUAGGGAAAUCUAAAGUGUUGUCACAUUUGCGCUUAUAGUAUUUUAUAAAGUGCCCAUAAAGGAUUUGCAUUUAUACUGAAUUUGUGACCAUCGUGGUUUACUUAGAUUUUGUAAACACUGAAGAAAACAUUUUGCUAAAUUUGUACUUGAACAUUUACAAGGACAGUGACUGCAGCACUCAGUGACUAUCAUCAAGAAGUACUUUUGGAUGUUUCAAA